Molecule: messenger RNA, 1858 nt
Organism: Linum trigynum
Lineage: Eukaryota; Viridiplantae; Streptophyta; Magnoliopsida; Malpighiales; Linaceae
Source: the annotation of a GenBank genome assembly
CCAGUGUCUGUUAUCUAUGUCCAAUAGAGCUUGUUUGUCAAAAAAAUUAUAGUAUAUGGACUAAAAUGCCAUAAUCCCUUUUUAAAAACACAUCAAUGCAAUAGAGAACAGAAAAUAAAGACUCCCGAGCUCCCAGGCCGCCGGCGUCGGCCCUGCCUCCGGAACUGCGGUUCGGAUUUCGGUAACUUUAACCCCUUAUCAUCCCCGAUUCCACCGUCAAUACCACCGGCGAGAAUCAGAAUUAGAAAGAGGAUGGGAGACGAUACCACCGGCGAGAAACAGAAUCAGGCGCGUCUCAUCAUCCCCGAUUUCCUCUCUCUUCAAGAGUGCAAGGAAUUGGAAUUCAUUCAUCGGAGCUGCUCCACCGUCGGUUAUCGUCCAAAUGUAUUCUCCACCACUCUAUCUCACCUCAUCGCCACCAAUUCUCCGCACCUAAUCAUCCCUUUCCUCUCCAUCCGUGACCGCCUGAAAGAAAAGGUCGAGGAGUUUUUCGGCUGCGAGUACGAACUCUCCGUCGAGUUCACCGGUUUAAUUAGCUGGACUCGAGGCGCAAGCAUCGGCUGGCACACUGAUGAUAACAGGCCUUACCUCAAACAGCGCCACUUCUCUGCAAUCUGCUAUUUGAACACUUAUGGCCAGGAUUUCAAAGGUGGUCUUUUCCACUUCCGGGAUGGUCACCCGAAUACUCUCGUCCCAGCCGCCGGGGCUGUUUCGAUCUAUACAGCUGAUGAUCGUAAUGUUCAUUCGGUGGAUGAGAUAAUUGAAGGAGAAAGACUGACACUUACAAUGUAGUUCAGCCGCGACAGUGCACAUGAUGAAGAUGCUAAACUUAUAUCUCUUCUGUCUUCAAACAUGCCUUGCUCUUCAAGCAAAUCUGAAGAGUUGCUGCUUCCAAGGCCAGCUUCCAGCAAUAUGUACUGGUUUUGUCCGGGUCAAGUGCAGAAUGAAGAAUCAGGGUUUAAUGUAUGCUGUGCAAGGAUUUACAGUGCAGGGUUUGAUAUCUAUUCUACUGAAGAAGAGUUAUCCUGUUCUGAUUUCUCUGAACUGCUCGAACGACCACUGAAACUAGCAAGGAGUAAGGUGCUGUUUGAGCAAGAAUUCACCAACAUUUUGCAUGCGCUACAGGUAAUGUACGCAGAUCAAAAUUGGUGUGCUUAAGAUUAUUGGGUCAUAUGUUCAGUAUUGAACUGUCUAGCCAGAAAAGUUAUAUAAACCCAUCAUAGUCUAAAGUUUGUGUCUUUUUCGUUGUGGUUAGAAAAAUUCAUCACAGUUUUGUUGUUGCAUAGGUGGUACAAUUUUUGUGGUGGAAGGCCCGUGCGCAAGUGAAUUCUCUGAGAGUUGCAAAAAGGAGGGAGGUAUGGUUACUGUCUGAGUUGCAGCAAGGAAAGAUUGCCUCUCUGAAAUUCAUGUUUGUGAAGGAUAAUGAACUGGCAAAUAAGAUGUUUCGCGAUGAGAGAUGCUGUCUGCACGAAUCCGACUGGACCGAGUUCACUUUUGCUGUCGAUGAACUGGAACACUAUUCUCGUAGACUGCAGAAAGAGUUGGUAAUGAGCUUGCCUCAUUGGCGAACACAACAAAUCAUAUACAAAGUUCCCUUGUAAUGGUCUUGACUUUUGCCACUCUGCAGAACAUGGUACUUCUUUUUCAUACCCCGCUUUUUAUGUUCAUCUCCAUCUGGUAUCAAGCUAGACUGUCAUUCACUGAUGACCAAUGACAGGCGACCUAAAGUCUCUUAAUCGAUUAAGAUUAGAACAAGUUACCCUUUCUAAGUGAUAAUUAAAAGUCCAUGGAAUUAACUGUAUCAUAGAUGUCAUUACUAAUUACAGUGACAAAGUUACAAUAGAAGACCAGGAUCACG